Molecule: messenger RNA, 987 nt
Organism: Aureobasidium uvarum
Lineage: Eukaryota; Fungi; Ascomycota; Dothideomycetes; Dothideales; Saccotheciaceae
Source: the annotation of a GenBank genome assembly
AUGGGCUGGUUCUGGGCAGAUUCGACCCCCGCUGCGCCCGUCGCACCCCACCCCAUGCCCGCCAACGCCAGUGCCNGCCCCUCCAGAUGUCCCAUGCACAAGCCCGCCGGCGACGCUCCUACCGCACCACCACCCUCGGUCAUCACAAAGCCCACCGACUCGGCCUCAGCAUGCCCCUACGUGCCACCCACCGAUGCCCAAAAGAAGGAACCCUCGGCCGCCUCGCCCUCAUACAUUUCCAAGCUCAACNCCCUCAACUACAUGCCCAAAUCCAUCUCCAACCAACGCGACCAUGACGAACAAAGUGUGGAUCUGCCUUUGGACAGAGAAGCCUCCACAAUCNCCCGCGGCGACGGCCAAGGAAACUGGGAGUACCCUUCGCCACAGCAAAUGUACAAUGCCAUGUUGCGCAAGGGCUACACCGAUACACCCGCCGAGCACGUCGAGUCCAUGGUCGCAGUCCACAACUUCCUAAACGAAGGCGCCUGGCAGGAAAUCGUAGAAUGGGAACGCCGCUUCUCCGCCGGCCUCAAACGCGGCUGGGACGUGUGCAAAAAGGAGAAGAAAAACGCCGGCGUGCUAGCAGAAAUGCUGGCGAGAAAAGACGCCAUGGCCGCGAAUACCGAUACCAAAGACCCCUCGCUUGUGCGCUUCAUGGGCAGGCCUUCAGAGUUGACGCCAAAAGCACGUAUGCUGCAGGUCAUGGGAUGGCUGUAUCCAAGCAAGUACGAGACUGAACCGCCAUUUGAUCGCCACGAUUGGUUUGUGAGACGAGUGCAUCCGGAUGGCAGUGAGAGGGAAAAGAGAUAUAUUAUUGAUUAUUACUCUGGACCCCCCGAGGAGACUGGAGAGCCGGUGUUCUAUCUGGAUGUCAGACCUGCUGUUGAUGGACCGCUGGAUGCUGCUGAGAGGGUUGUGAGGUGGACCGGUGAUGUUUGGUGGAGAGCUAGUGGUGGUAGCGUCAGAGAGGAGUUGGCCAAGUUGAAG